UUACCUGUCGCUUCGGCACGGUACGGUAUCUUGCACAUUCAGUCAUUCUAAGCCCAACUUUUUGCACAAAAAAGUUAAAUUACCAUGUAAUUGAAUUGUAAAUGCUCAAGGCACAAUAAUUAUAUAAAACAAAGUUAUCACUCACUGUCUAACAUUGUACAUUUUUCUGUUUACGUCCAUUGUACAUUUAUGUCCAUGAUAUUGGGAUACACUCUAAAAAAUUGACGAAAUAGGUACACCACUUGGAAUUCAAUAAUAAAUAAUAUACUUUACUAAAAACUGAACGCUGAUUUCAGGGAAGUUGUUAGUUUUCUCGAACAUGCAGUUGUUUUUAAAAUAUAUUGAAUAUUGGGCUGUAGCAUGAUUACGCUGUGCCAUGGACUUGAAUAUCCAUUCAGGAAAGGACUACAUUGCAACCAAGUUUUUCAUGCGUGUUGCUAGGUAACGAGUGUUUUUCAAAGCCAAACAUUGAAAGCAACGAUGAUCGUCUUAGUCGUGACUCACGUGUUAUUUUUGAUCUUUGUCAAAGUGGAAUCUUAUGACGUCAUUUCAUCUCUGUCACCCAAAAAUUGUAAUGAUUCUUCUUACUUUGAUUCACUCUCGCAUAAAUGCAAGAGUUGCGGGAUCUUUCAAACUGCUUCUCGUGACCAUUUGAGCUGUAAAUGUGACAUUGGCCGUUACCCCGAAUACAGUGAAAAGACGAAAUCAAUUGAGUGCGUUUCAUGCGUACAAUCAUUUCAGUCGGAUACGUGUUUAAAAGACAAUCUCACCUGCGAAUUGUAUGACAUAAAAGUCUUGCAAGUUACUGGAAAUUCUACCAUUGCAAGAUGUCUCAGAUGUCCAUUAUGGCAACAGCCUGACGCUGGUAGAUCAUCGUGUGUACCUUGUUCUGACAUGUGCCAUUGUCCUGAUGACUAUGAAGACGUCAAUGGAACAUGCGUCAAGGAUUAUUUUGCAUUUCCCGAUACGCCAAGCAUCUCUACCUUCAAUUUGGAUGGACGUACGUACAUAUCUAAUUAUUUGCGAGAGUGGGUUCGGCCGGCUGCUGCGAAGUGCAAGGCCGAAGGCGGGGGAAAACAUUGUGAGCAUUUGACCAAUAUCUGCGUUCUAACGGAUUACAACUAUGAUUCGCAGUCAGCGUGCGCUUUCUAUCGACAGUUAUCUACUGGCUUUAGCCACUCCAUCUACUACGACGAUAGUCAAGGCGAUUACCUAUUAAAUUCAGCAAGAAUAAAUAUACUCAAAGAUCAAACGAUGGAGUUUGUGGUGAAGCAAUACGGGUUGGAUGGUACCUAUCAACUCAUUCAGCCUCUCCGUUCGGUUUUUACAUCAUUGUGCUGCACAGGCAUUUGGAAACCAAUUCAAAGAAACGGCAAUAUUUAUAAAAGCUGCUCGCUUCAUCUCAAAACUGCAAGCGUAGCAGAUAUGCGUUUUUAUGAACUAUAUUUUGUUGAUCAAGCGGUUAAUCAGUCAAGGUUGAUAAACGUUCCAGUGAAAGUGCUAAAUUUUCUCCGUGGCGGGGUUCAACGUAAUAGGGAAAAUGAUAUUUCUCGUUGGCAACUCACCAAGAGGUUCUUCAACUUUGAUGUCGCGAUUGGUAGUAACCAAGAAGGGAACAUCGAUUUCAUCCGUUAUCUAUCUUCCUUUACUAUUAGAUUCUCUGUGGUACAAGGCGAAAAAUCACUCGGCUUACGCUCACUUUAUGCAACAAUAAACUAUGAAACUGUGGGCAACCUUGAAAAUCGAAAACCACCUUUGGUUUAUUUUGCGGUAAAAAAUGUCGUCAGCAUGGACGAAGCUAUGAAAUCUCUAGAGGUUGCGCUGAGUGUGCUCAGCUCCUUUGGGGCUCUUUACGCGUUAAUAAGGAUUGUUGUAUGGUACAUACGUUCCGACAAGGCAACAAUUGAUCUUUUGACUCUGAUCCGUUUGUUAUUCUACGGAGCAGACAUUUUGGGGAAUGUAAUUCUAAUAGUGGUGUUUUUCUUUACCUUCUACUGGUUUAUAACCUUCCGGCAACAAGAGGAAGUGGCAAUAAGCCUUCCUUCAGCACAAGAAGAACAAUUCAUCAAAGAUCUCGUUAUCAGUGCUUUCACUUUAAAAGCUAUCAGUGUACUAUGGAUGAUCGGUGAGCAGUGUACCGUCGAUAUCUUUUUGAUCGAUUGGGAGAGUCCAAAACCAACGAAAACUGAGGUUGUUAGCGUUUGGAGGAUGUUCUUCGUAGCCAACGAAUGGAACGAACUCCAAGUGGCGCGUAAGAGUUCCACGUCUCUCCAGGUUAUCCUAGUUCUAUUGGCUCUCAAGGUUUUUCAGUUUGAGCGCUUUGCUUUAGAAAUCCCAUCUACAUACUUUGUGAUGGAAUCGUUGUUAAAUUACAGUACAGUAUUACGUCUGGCACUUGGAUUGUUCACCUAUCUUAUCGUCGUCCUGAUGCAAAAUGUCUUGAAUGCUGUCAUCUUCGAGCGUUAUUUCGAGAAUAAAGUACAGCGGUUUACUGAUGUCUGCACACUUUCAAAUAUUUCCGUUUGGGUCCGAGUACAUACUCGCUACGGCUUCUACGUUCACGGAAGAUCACCGCACGGUUUUGCCGACAUAGAUAUGCCAACUAUGUGUCAACAGUUGCAGCGUGAAGAAGAAAAUUUAUGUGCCCAACGCGGUCUUGUCCAAGGACAAGACAUUCAAACAUUUUCCAUUUUUUUCCACCAUGCUCUUUUGGACAAAUGGCGGAAACUUCACACCAGUCAGCCUAGCGGUACCUACCCUACCUUUGACGCGCGAAACCAGUUUCUAACAUCUUUCCUAGACCACGCUAUAAGAGACGUUGACUACGAAGUGCGUGAUAGGCAUUUUUUAGAAACCAUACUCGAUAUGGAAAUGUGGUGGAAUAUGACGUUUAACGAGCGUACUGUAUUUUACAACGAUGGAAAAAAUUGUUUUGAUUCGGUGUUGUUCUACGGCAAUGAAACAACUUUGGUGAUUUUCGAACUUGCUCUUUUCGCCUUGGUAGACAUUUUUUGUCAUUGCUACCUCACUGCCGCUGUUACCGUAUUUAUAGUCUAUAAGGCACUUCAAUUUCUCCGGUAUCGUUUUGGAAGGCAGAACUUAGCGAAGAAAACCAUGAUCGAUCCACGUUUCUUAUUUUAAUAUUUAUAAAAUAUUCUUCUUUUUUUUUCUUUUGCGCCUUGUUAGUUGGCUCUCGCUGGAUUCUUUUCAAAACAAAAA
This is a messenger RNA of Daphnia carinata, 3219 nucleotides long. RefSeq names its product meckelin-like. The transcript has 15 exons. The record is from RefSeq and is a predicted model, not a curated record. NCBI's taxonomy places the organism in Eukaryota, Metazoa, Arthropoda, Branchiopoda, Diplostraca, Daphniidae. Gene Ontology annotation, cellular component: MKS complex; ciliary transition zone. The coding region runs from base 481 to 3141 and encodes 886 amino acids. Gene Ontology annotation, biological process: cilium assembly.